AUGGGAAAGACGACAAAACUCUACUGUCAGGACUGGGUCGUGGGGGCAUUGGGGGCACUCGAGCUUGCCAAAUUCGCACCUACGGGAACAGCGGGAUAUUGGCAGGACCAAACGAGCGAAGGCCCCAUCGGCAUUGGUAAACAACCUAUUGACGAUGGCAAACCUUGGUUGCGGAAGUCGACCAGAGAACCAGCACGGAAGUCACAAGUCGAUGCCAAGUUUGGUAAUACUGAAGAGCGCAGGCCCACUGGCAGGCUAAAUCUUGAGAACUACGCCCAUCUUAUGGGUGGUGUCAUAAAGGGAUAG
Aspergillus vadensis CBS 113365 is the source of this 306-nucleotide messenger RNA. RefSeq lists its product as uncharacterized. Bases 1 to 306 code for a protein of 101 amino acids. NCBI's taxonomy places the organism in Eukaryota, Fungi, Ascomycota, Eurotiomycetes, Eurotiales, Aspergillaceae. The transcript has a single exon. The record is from RefSeq and is a predicted model, not a curated record.